Penicillium longicatenatum is the source of this 1389-nucleotide messenger RNA. Its product is annotated as hydrogen/calcium exchanger domain-containing protein. Gene Ontology annotation, molecular function: calcium:proton antiporter activity. The transcript has 2 exons. Gene Ontology annotation, cellular component: fungal-type vacuole membrane. The coding region runs from base 1 to 1389 and encodes 462 amino acids. The record is from RefSeq and is a predicted model, not a curated record. NCBI's taxonomy places the organism in Eukaryota, Fungi, Ascomycota, Eurotiomycetes, Eurotiales, Aspergillaceae. Gene Ontology annotation, biological process: calcium ion transmembrane transport; intracellular calcium ion homeostasis.
AUGGGCUCCAUCCGACCCGAAAUCGAAGAGCCGCGCAUGCAUGAAGGCGGGGACGGAAUAUUCGCGACUCAGGAAAAGGGUCAUCCAAGCUCAAUCUUACCGACCCUGGAGAAACACCACCCAACUCGAUAUGUGCUGGGAUUAUUUCGGGUCGAUAGUGCUGGGGAGAGUGGUCGCUCGGGCUUCCAUCCUCUGCAUUUCUUUCGCGUGGUCUUCAAGAGUGUGUGCACCGCUUCGAUGAUGGUGAACAUCCUCUGGCCCUUUGUUCCCGCCGCCAUUGUCAUGCACUUCGCCCGACCCGACCUUCAUGUCUGGGUCUUCGCCCUUAAUUACAUCGCCAUGGUCCCGUCCGCGAAUGUCCUAGGAUUCGCAGGCGGAGAGUUGGCCAAAAAGCUACCCAAAACAUUGGGAGUUCUACUGGAGACGGGAAUCAGUUGCUCGGUGGAACUCGUGCUAAUUAUGGUAUUGCUUCACAAUGACAAAAAGGGUGAGGGUAACCUCAUCCCGGUCAUCCAAGCUGCCAUUCUCGGGUCUAUCCUUGCAAACCUACUGCUUUGCCUAGGAACCUGUUUCUUUGUUGGCGGUCUCCGGCGGAAUGAGCAAGUGUUCCACGAGGCCGUCAGCGAGGUGGGCACAGGAUUGUUGCUGGUCGCCGGGUUUGGCCUGCUGAUUCCCAGCGCUUUUUACUCCGCUCUGAAAUCUGCCACCAAUGAGGAGUUCACCCAGGCUAUGCUAGAGGAUUACACCAUGCAGAUCAGUCGUGCCACAGCUGUCGUACUCCUCGUCGCAUUCCUAGUCUUUCUCAUUUUUAACCUGCACAGUCAUAACAGCAUGUUUGACGACAUCUUGGAGACGGAUGAGGCUCAGGACGAGGACAGACAUAAGGAAUUAAACAGGGCAAAGCUCACCUUUGCGGAAUGCUUGGUGGCAAUUGCAGUCGCCCUGACCUGUGUCAGCUUGUCGGCCGUAUUCCUGGUUCAAGAGAUUGAAUAUAUUGUGGCCCUUGGAGUAUCCGACAACUUUCUGGGAUUAAUUUUGGUUCCACUGGUCGAGAAGGCGGCCGAGCACCUGACGGCAGUGGACGAAGCCUAUGACAACCAAAUCAACUUCGCCCUUUUCCAUUGCUUAGCUCCUUCUAUCCAGACCGCUCUGCUGAAUGCGCCAUUGGCGGUCAUCGUGGGCUGGGGUCUGGGCAAGGACAUGAGCCUGAAUUUCGAGAUCUUCAUGGUUGUUCUCCUGGUAUUGUCGAUAUUGGUCGUUGGCAAUUUCUUGCGAGACGGCAAGUCAAACUACUUGGAGGGCGCUCUCUGUGUGUUGAUCUAUGUAAUUAUUGCAGUCACUACUUGGUAUUAUCCCAAGGUCGACGUGACUUCGACCAACCAAGCCUAA